AUAGCAGACUGAAAUCAUUGUGAGCCUAGGAGGAGUUGCGGCAAGGUCGGCUGUCAGCAUCACUCGGACAAGAAAAGCGCUGGAAAAAAAAGGCGAGACUGCGGACGCUGUGUGCAUCGGGUAGCGGUGGACUAAGAGGCCAGCACAUCCCGUGUCGUCUCGCGCCUUUUAUCUCUGCUGAUGAAAUUUAGAGGGGAAAGUUAACGCUUUUUUCUUCCCCUCAAAAAAUCAGCCAGCCAUCCAACCGGCUAGCUUGCUAGCUAGCUACCAUUCUCCAUUUCUGUCCGCAUGUCUGAGGUUGUGCUACCACUGGUAGUUUGAAGUGAGGCUGUGUUGCACCAGCAUCCAGACGCUCUGCCGGCGAAGUGAAGAGUGCGAGCUACCGAUACUUUUAUGUUGGACCGCUUUGAUACCGGCUUUGGAAUCGCUAUACAGAUCUGGUUACACGCCAGCGGUGACAGACAAGUGGGUUUCUAGCUAGCUAGUUAUUCUUUUUAAAAAACCUGUUCUUAAUUAUUCAUUUGUUAUCGCUGCUUGCUUGCUUGCUUGUUAGCUAGCUAGCCAUGUCGGUACCGUCGUCGUCCAGUUCUCCCGCCCCGGGAGAGAACCCCCCGUCAGAACAGGAAGGACUGUUGGAUGCCGGUUUGAAACCCUUGGGUCCAACACCCAGCCAGAGUAGAUUUCAAGUCGAUUUGGUGGCCGAGGCAGCUGGCGCAUCCGCCGGUGAAGCCAAACCGGCCGACACAGAUGCUUCCCCACAUGCGGCAGACGAAAAGGCUACUCCCGACCCGGGCAAGGCACCCGAGGGACCGGAGCCGCCGGCAGCUGGUGAGGAAGCGAAAGGGAGAUUUCGCGUGGUGAACUUUGUGGACCCCAGCGUGGCCGGGAGUCCCCCGGAUGCCGUGCCCGCAGAGGGUUUCCAGAACGGGGACACCGUGAUGAGCGAGGGCAGCCUUCAUUCUUCGACCGGAGGCCAGCAUCACUACCACUACGACACCCACACGAACACCUAUUACCUGAGGACGUUUGGCCACAACACCAUCGACGCGGUCCCGAACAUCGACUUCUAUCGGCAGACUGCGGCGCCGCUCGGGGAGAAGCUGAUCAGACCCACCCUGUCGGAGCUGCACGACGAGCUGGAUAAGGAGCCCUUCGAGGAUGGCUUCGCCAACGGGGACGAGCUCACGCCGGCCGAGGAGGCAGCGGCCAAGGAGCAGGCGGAGUCCAAGGGCGUGGUCAAAUUCGGCUGGGUCAAAGGUGUCCUGGUACGCUGCAUGCUGAACAUUUGGGGUGUGAUGCUCUUCAUCCGAAUGUCCUGGAUCGUGGGGCAAGCUGGCAUUGUUCUCUCCUGUGUGAUUAUCCUCAUGGCGACGGUUGUGACCACCAUCACCGGCCUCUCCACGUCGGCGAUCGCGACCAACGGUUUUGUACGAGGAGGCGGGGCUUACUACUUGAUAUCGCGGAGUCUGGGGCCGGAGUUUGGCGGGUCCAUCGGCCUCAUCUUCGCCUUCGCCAACGCCGUGGCGGUCGCCAUGUAUGUGGUGGGCUUCGCCGAGACCGUCGUGGAGCUCCUCGCUAGCAUGGACGCUCUCAUGACGGACCAAACCAACGACAUCCGCAUCAUCGGCACCAUCACCAUCAUCCUCCUCCUCGGCAUCUCGGUGGCCGGGAUGGAGUGGGAAGCCAAGGCUCAGAUCUUCCUGCUGGUCAUUCUGAUUACUGCCAUCUUCAACUACUUCAUCGGAACCUUCAUCGCCAUCAAAUCCAAAGAAUCCCAAGGCUUCUUUGGUUACCAUUCGGAAAUCAUGAUGGAGAACAUGGGGCCGGACUUUCGGAAAGGGGAGACCUUCUUCUCCGUGUUCGCCAUCUUCUUCCCCGCCGCCACGGGCAUUCUGGCGGGGGCCAACAUCUCCGGAGACCUGGCGGUGAGCCGCUGACCCUGGAUCAGUUUCCUGUGCACACGUGUAGCGGUCAGGGGUUAACCCUGCGCUCCUGUUCCUCUCUCCUCAGGGUCCUGCAUCGUUCGAGACGCCACCGGCUCCAACAGCACCAUCAGCGGCGCCAUCAACUGCUCGGACGCCGCCUGCAACCUGGGCUACGACUUCUCCUCCUGCAGGAGCAGCGACUGCGCAUACGGACUGCAGAACGACUUCCAGAUCAUGAGCGUGGUGUCCGGGUUCGGGCCCCUCAUCACCGCCGGGAUCUUCUCCGCCACCCUGUCCUCCGCCCUGGCCUCGCUCGUCAGCGCCCCCAAGGUGUUCCAGGCUUUAUGCAAAGACAACAUCUACCCCGGCCUGGGAAUGUUCGCCAAGGGCUACGGCAAGAACAACGAGCCCCUGCGCGGCUACAUCCUCACCUUCUGCAUCGGCCUCGCCUUCAUCCUGAUUGCCGAGCUGAACGUCAUCGCCCCCAUCAUCUCCAACUUCUUCCUGGCCUCCUACGCCUUGAUCAACUUCUCCGUGUUCCACGCCUCCCUCGCCAACUCGCCAGGGUGGCGCCCCAGCUUCAAGUACUACAACAUGUGGGUGUCCCUGGCGGGGGCGGUGCUGUGCUGCGUGGUCAUGUUCGUCAUCAACUGGUGGGCGGCCCUCCUGACCAACGUCAUCGUCCUGGCGCUCUACAUCUACGUCAGCUACAAGAAGCCGGAUGUGAACUGGGGCUCGUCCACACAAGCGCUGACGUACCACCAGGCCCUCACCCACAGCCUGCAGCUCAGCGCCGUGGAGGACCACAUCAAGAACUUCAGACCCCAGUGCCUGGUGCUGACCGGCUACCCCAACUCCCGCCCCGCCCUGCUCCACCUGGUCCACGCCUUCACCAAGAACGUGGGCCUGAUGAUCUGCGGACACAUUCGCUCGACGUCCCGCAGGCACAACUUUAAGGACCUGGCGAACGACCAGGUGCGCUACCAGCGCUGGCUCCUGCGCAGCGAGACCAAGGCCUUCUACACGCCCGUGUUCGCCGACGACCUCCGGCAGGGCUCGCAGUACCUGAUGCAGGCCUCUGGACUCGGCCGACUGAAGCCCAACACCCUGGUGCUCGGCUUCAAGAACGACUGGAGGGAAGGAGACAUGAGGGAUGUGGAGACCUACAUCAACCUGAUCCAUGACGUGUUUGAUUUCCAGUAUGGAGCGGUUGUUAUCAGAUUGAAGGAGGGCUUGGACAUUUCCCAUAUCCAAGGCCAAGGUAAACCUGGAUAACGUCUUGUGUCGAUCGACAUGAGCAAAGAUUCGGACGGAGACUCCUCCAAGCCCUCAUCCAGCCCCUGCUCGACCCCCCACCCCCCCGAACAUUAUCCAGACGACGACGACGACGUCAAGGCCCCCACGCAGCCACUGCUGAAAAAAGAUAAGAAGAGCCCGACGGUGCAGCUGAACGUGGCGGAUCAGAGGCUGCUGGAGGCCAGUCAGCAGUUCCAGAAGAAGCAGGGCAAGGGCACGGUGGACGUGUGGUGGCUGUUCGACGACGGCGGCUUGACGCUGCUCAUUCCCUACCUGCUGACCAAUAAGAAGAGGUGGAAGGACUGCAGGAUCCGCGUGUUCAUCGGCGGGAAGAUCAACCGCAUCGACCACGACCGCCGAGCGAUGGCUACGCUGCUCAGCAAAUUCAGGAUAGACUUCUCCGACAUCACCGUCCUCGGAGACAUCAACACCAAGCCAAAGAAAGAGAAUGUGACGGCCUUUGAGGAGAUGAUCGAGCCGUACCGGCUGAAGGAGGACGACAUGGAGCAGGAGGCGGCCGAGAGGCUGAAGGCCGAGGAGCCGUGGAGGAUCACCGACAACGAGCUGGAGCUCUACAGGGCCAAGUCGAACCGCCAGAUAAGACUGAACGAGCUGCUGAAGGAGCACUCGAGCACCGCCAACCUCAUCGUCAUGAGCAUGCCCCUGGCCAGGAAGGGCACAGUGUCCAGCGCCCUCUACAUGUCCUGGCUGGACACCCUGUCCCGGGACCUGCCCCCCAUCCUGCUGGUGCGGGGGAACCACCAGAGCGUCCUCACCUUCUACUCUUAAGCUCCGCCUACUCCCAACCCCCCCUGACCCCCCCACCCCCCCGGCCGCCAAGCCAACCUCCCGCCAUUAAAGAAGAGAAAGACAAAGAAGAAGAAACGAGGGUAAAACGUGGCCGAUAAUGAUAAUCUUAAUAAUGAUGAGACUCAAAGGAACGGGGCGGGGCCAGCCUUCGCCUCGUCCUCUCGCUCCUUCUGUCCCGCUGGAACGAAGGAGAGGGAAAGGAAAGGAAAGGAAGGCUGGAGACGAGGGGAUGGCGGGACGCUCUUCUCGAACCCGCGUCCCCGCGCUCAGCGCCUCAACGCUCCCGACCUUUUCGGUCUUCCGACGCGGAUCGAGAAACCGACCGAGGAACGAACAAAGAAAUGUUACAAUUUUUUUUUUUUUUUGCUUAUUAAAACCCGAGCAUGUGAUUCACAUUAUUAUUAUUAUUAUUACUAUUGCCAUUAUUAAGCUGGGGGUAAUUUUUGCUCUUUUGAAGCGGCAAUAAUCAGCAGUUGUAAUUUUCCUCUGUUGUGUGAACUCGCGCAGAAACACCUUCUAUAGCCUUAAGGAUGUGCCUUCCAUGACAAUUGAAUUAAAAUUCUCUGCCCUGAGCAAUCGUACCGCGACGGAUAUGAAUAUGAUUACACGUGUUUCUGGGUUUUUGAAUGUGGGGGAAAAUCUGGUCUUGAGGGGUUUUAUGCGAGUGGAAAUUGGCAAAAAAAAAUCCACUUAUUUGCAUAAAAUUGUUUUUCCCCCCCUUUUUUUCCUUUUAAUUUCUCAAAAUUUUCUAUUGAUUUUUUCCCCUAGAUUGAAGUCUUCCUUUAAACGGUAAAUAAAUGAAAUUUGUUCCUUUAAGGGUUCCCUCCACAAACCGCCAACUCUGUAAAACGCACAGACACGCAAUGAGCCCUUGGCUCGGUGCCAGGUAACGGUUGCUGUUGGUUGUUAACGAGUCUGGUAACCAGGUAACGGUUGCUGUUCGUUGUUAACGAGUCAGGUAACCAGGUAAUGGUUGUUGGUUGUUAACGAGUCAGGUAACCAGGUAACGGUUGCUGUUGGUUGUUAACGAGUCUGGUAACCAGGUAACGGUGGUUGGUUGUUAACGAGUCAGGUAACCAGGUAACGGUUGCUGUUGGUUGUUAACGAGUCAGGUAACCAGGUAACGGUUGCUGUUGGUUGUUAACGAGUCUGGUAACCAGGUAACGGUUGCUGUUGGUUGUUAACGAGUCUGGUAACCAGGUAACGGUUGCUGUUGGUUGUUAACGAGCUGGUAACCAGGUACGGUUGCUGUUGGUUGUUAACGAGUCUGGUAACCAGGUAACGGUCGCUGUUGGUUGUUAACGAGUCGGGUAACCGGGUAACGGUUGCUGUUGGUUGUUAACGAGUCUGGUAACCAGGUAACGGUUGCUGUUGGUUGUUAACGAGUCGGGCCUGGUUUUACACCCUCAGUCUCGCAGUGUUUCCGUGGAAGGCACAACAGAGCUGCUAACGAACAAGUGUUUUAACCAAAAAAUAAAAUCCGUUGUUUCUUUCUUUUUUCAAUUUUAAUUAUUAUUAUUAUUAUUAUUAUUAUUAUUAUUUUCUUUUCUUUUUUUUUAAAUAACCCUGGCUGGUGUAUCCCCAUAUUGGAACCAAUUAAAUCCUACAACUGAAUAGGACUUUUGCCUUAAUUAUUAGAGUAAUGAUUGUUGUAUUUUAUUACUUUGUACUGUUCCUCUUAAGCCAUACUGGCUGGUUGAUUAAUUGAUGGGGAAAAAUGAGAGUAGAUGAACUGUAGAUAGGAUGAUAGAUGCAGAUAGCGAAUGUAACGUCGAUCUGUAGUAAAUAUUUGUAAAAAACAUAAACGAGUAAAAAAAUGCAUAAAUAAUAGUCCUUCUUCCAGGCCCACGCUUUUCAAUUGCUUUUUACUCCCCCCUCCCCCCCCCAAAAACACUCCAGUCUCCUUCCGUCGUAUAGAAGGUUCCGUAGUGCUGCCUGCUCCUGGUGUCGGUUUGCAGAUAUUCUUUUCUCCUGCACUGUGUGUAGAUGCAGUUUAAUAUUGCUCAUUUGCAGGUACUAUCAUGCAGGGGUAGGGGCAGGGGCAGGGGCAGGGGUAGGGGUCGGGGGGGGGGGGGUGGGUAUCCGUUUUCCCUGAAGGGCAAAUGUCUCGUGUGUUGUAAGAGGCCUUGAGGCGGGCCCGUAACCUCUAUGCAGAAGUGUUUUUGUGGCGAGUGUCGAUGACGGGGGGGGGGGUUAUUUAGACGGCCCCCGUCACCCGGAGCUCAUGGGGCUGAUGGCUUUGACUCCAGAAUCUUUUUCCCCCCCCCCCAGACAUCUGUCUCUCAUUUCGUUUUUGUGUUUUUUGUUUUUCCGUGUGGCACGUGAGUUUAGCUGUGCCUAGCGCACACGGCGCAGGUCCUGAUAGCAGGUCCCCUUCAGGCGCAAGGCUGUCUGGCCCCGCCCACAGCGCUGCGGGUCGUACCAUUUCAGAGCCGUGCGUAGGGGUGGGAAGGUUCCAAAACAAAACGCCCGGAGGGGUGGGGCCAACCAAUCCGGCUUCUGUCUUAGCACUGCCAGUCUCUCUCUCACACACACACACACACACGCACACACACACGCACACGCAAUCCCAAAGUGAGGACUACUCUUCAAACUGCCUCCUACUACCUGCAAGCAGGGCAUAACUCGCUUCAAAAAAAAAGAAAGAAUGAAUAAAAAAUGUUUAGCCAUUUUUUUUUAAAUUCCCAUUAUUGCUCAAGCCUUACACAGCAAGUUUAUUUUUUAUUUUUUGUAGCGCUUUGAUAAAAGCCCCUGCUGCCCGUUCUCUCCGGCUCUCACCUCACACGCAUUAGGAUCUUCUAGCGAGAAUGUAAUGUUUGGCACUAGGGAAGGUCAGACUGAAUGUAAACACGAUAAACACUACAACCAAACGGAGCCGAUUUUAUUUCUUUUUUUUUUCUUUUUUUUGCCGCCGUGCUGAUUCCUCACCAUGUGUUGCAAGCUGCCUUGUUUUUUCUGGGGUGGGGAGAAAGUGGGGGGCCUUUGUCUCAUUUCCCCCCCCCCCCCCUUCAAACCCCCCAAAACCGCUGUAAAGACAUUGAGGGAAGCGAAAUUGGGAUUUCGGGCUACGUUCCCUGUGUGCACCCGCUCGACUGCACCCCACCGACCUUGCAUUGACUAUGUAAUGAAUAUGAAUACGCCAUGCAAUUAUGAACGUUUCCAAUUUAUAUACAUAUAUAUAUAUAUAAAUAUACAAGUUAUAUAUAUAUAGAGAGAAACACCAGUGUAAAGAUGACUAAAGUAUGUGCAAAGCAUGUAAUUACAUUUUUCUUUUUUUUUUUUUUCUAAGUGGGUGGGGGAAUUUCCACCCUCCAGGUGGCGCUGUUUCACAGCCUCUCCCGUCUGUCUCACCUGUGUACAGCACCUGAACUCUGACAGUUCCUGGUUGGCUGAGAGCACAGUCAGCUGCGUUCUCAUUUAAAAUAUAUAUAUAUAUACAUGUAUAUAUAUAUGUAUAUAUAUAUACACACACAACUGGGGAUGGGGCUUUAACCUUUUGAAGAUGUCACAAACUUGCUGUUGAUAUUCGUGUCACAACCAACCAAAUACUGUGUGUUUGUGUGUGUGUGCGUAUAUAUAUAUUCACCGAUAUAUAUAGAUACACGUUGAUGUAUAGAUUCACGUAGGUGGUGAGGUGUGAUGAACACUGUACUCCUGUAGCAUCCUCUCGUGGCUGCGGUCUCUCCCAGCCGAGUCUCCUGUCUUUAUGGUCAUUCCAUUUCCACAAUUCCUUGUUUUUCCAUCAGUUUUCCGGUCUGUCGCCAAAGUUCUUUUUUUAAAAUUUUUAUUUCUUCCCUCUGUGAGUUGUGAAACCAUGGUAACGAAUGCAGUCCAAGCGAUGUCCAUUCUCAUAAUGCUGACUCCUAGUUCACACUGUAAUUCACCAACUAACCUGUAAAUAAGUAGUCGUCUAACGAGAUUUAAAUUAAGGGAGUGGAAUAUUAAUGGCAAAUUAAUAACGGAGAAAGAAUAUUUAUUUUGUAGCGUUAGGUUUCUCUUAUCAUUUUUUUUUUGUUUUUGUUUUAUUUUGGUUUUAUUAAGUUAAAUUGCAUGUUGAUUUUAUGUUUUGAUCUCUUUCAAAAAAAAAUUUUGUCUUUAAUUUCCUUUUCUGUCUUUCUGUACAUUUCUAUCUUUUAUAUAUGCCUUUGAAAAAAGCUGUGUUGACAACCGGUUCAAAGUGUCCCCUCCCUCCUCUCUUCCCCACUCCCUCCUUCCGAGGCUGCCCCCCCCCUCCUCCCCACUCCCUCCUUCCGAGGCUGCCCCCCCCCCUUCCCCACUCCCUCCGAGGCUGGUCAGAUCUGCCUAGCUGGUUGAAACGGUAAUGUUUUGAUAUACUGUAACUGUUACCUGUCACAGAUAUGCUUUUUUCUAACAUUUUAACAUUUACGGUUACCAAUACUUUGUACAUCUUUAUUGCAAUAAAUAAAAAUCAAAUUAAAUUGA
This is a messenger RNA of Anguilla rostrata (American eel), 8474 nucleotides long. RefSeq names its product solute carrier family 12 member 2 (gene slc12a2). The transcript is spliced from 26 exons. The record is from RefSeq and is a predicted model, not a curated record. Gene Ontology annotation, cellular component: apical plasma membrane. Gene Ontology annotation, molecular function: ammonium channel activity; sodium:potassium:chloride symporter activity. NCBI's taxonomy places the organism in Eukaryota, Metazoa, Chordata, Actinopteri, Anguilliformes, Anguillidae. Gene Ontology annotation, biological process: chloride transmembrane transport; cell volume homeostasis; potassium ion import across plasma membrane.